UCGAGGUGCCAUAUAUUUUCAAUGUAUAGGUUGAAAUGUUCGCUUUAGUGUAGCCACUUGUUCCUCGUCGUUUCUCCGGUCACCACACCAAUCAAUCAAUUAGCAGCAACUAUGGAGAACCAGCCUGCGCCUCGUCCAUGGUUCCGCUUGGCUUCACAAAUCAGGAGGGACCCACAACCACCACCCCCACCCCCACCUCCUCAACCACAACCUCCCGCCGUUCCCCAGCCAAGAACUCCUCUUGUCCUCGCACCUACAACUUCAAUCAGGCCCCCGCCACUGCCAACUCCCCCCCCUCCUCCUCAGUCCCAGCCUCAACCACCUCAGCCACGCUCACUUGCUCCACCACCUACAGAAGUCCCUCCCCCUCCUUCACCUAAGCCCCAAACUAUGGCCCCAUCACCACCACCCUCGCCAUCUCCCCAAAAGGUUACAGGACCUUCUUCUUCGCUACCAGGAUCUCCAGUGGCACUCCAGCCGUCCUAUUCUGUGUUACCUCCUCCUCAACCACGCUCACCUGCUCCACCACCUACACAAGUCCCUCCCCCUCCUUCACCGAAAACCCAAACAUCGCCCCCACCUCGCGCAACUACUUUGCCACAAGCACCACCGCCACCACCACCCCCAUUUCCCCCAAACGUUCCCGCACCUUAUUCUCUUUCUUCACCGCUACCACCAUCUCCAGUGGUACCCAGACCGUCCUAUUCUUUGUUACCACUUUCUCCAACACAUGCAAAAGCGGUAGCAUCUCUUCCUGCAGCCAAAGCUUCUUCACUCCUAUCUUCUCCUCACGCAACCAAAUCACCUCCAUCUCACGAGGCGAUCACAAACAUUAGUCCACCGCGGCAAUCUCCCAAGAUCGUCAAACCUUCUUCACAGACCCCACCACUCCCACAGUCUCCCAAGACCAAACUCUCCGCACCUCCUCCAUCUCCUUUGUCACUGCCGCCAUCCCGACUAGAGCCAGAUACCGAACCGCCGGUGGUGGCUGAGAAAAAGAGUGUAGUCGUCCAAGAGGAAAAGGAGAAGCCUAAGAUGCCUGCUGCUACCAAAACCAGUGAUGGCGGCUUGAAGAAUGGGAAGUUUGGAGGAGGAAGCAGAGACUUGCCCAUCAAGGACAAGGACAAGGAGAAAGUAGGGAUGACGGUGAUCACCUUAGCUGGUGAGAACAAGGGCGCCUACAUGGAAAUCGUCAGCUCCAACAAGAAGAAACCUGAUGACAUAGCGGAGAGAACUGCUGGAAUCCAUGGCAAAAAAUUGGGUGGUAAAAGUAACAGUAGCAGCAGCAACAGCAGCAGCGAUGAGGACCGCAAAUCCGUCAUGGCGGAGGAAAAGAAAGUAACAGCGACCCCAUCGCGUGCUUUUGUUAACAGUAACGUACAGGGCGUUAACAACUCCAUUCUAUUCAACACUUCCUUCACUCACCAUGAUCCUGGGGUUCACCUCGUUCUCCCAGAAAAGCCGAAGCACCUACCCGGUCGUCUCAUCCACUCCAAAGACAACAUCAAUGGCGACCACACUACUUGAUAAAUAGAGUUUCAGAGCAAGAACAAAGCGUGAUACCAUGAUGCAUGCCCAAGUCUGCCCUCCAUUAAGACCUUUUCAUGAAAAAUUCACACUUGGUCACUAAACCUGCCUAGAAUGAAUACGAAAAAAACAAAAAGCAAAAAAACGACAAUAUCAGUAUCUACAAGGGAACCAUGCAUACCCCUUGAAAAA
Molecule: messenger RNA, 1719 nt
Organism: Macadamia integrifolia
Lineage: Eukaryota; Viridiplantae; Streptophyta; Magnoliopsida; Proteales; Proteaceae
Product: vegetative cell wall protein gp1-like
Exons: 1
Coding region: 112-1527 (471 amino acids)
Source: RefSeq, a predicted model, not a curated record